Gracilinanus agilis (Agile Gracile Mouse Opossum) is the source of this 822-nucleotide messenger RNA. It is a transcript of the gene GPX7, whose product is annotated as glutathione peroxidase 7. The transcript has 3 exons. NCBI's taxonomy places the organism in Eukaryota, Metazoa, Chordata, Mammalia, Didelphimorphia, Didelphidae. Gene Ontology annotation, molecular function: glutathione peroxidase activity. The record is from RefSeq and is a predicted model, not a curated record. Gene Ontology annotation, biological process: response to oxidative stress. Bases 1 to 597 code for a protein of 198 amino acids.
AUGCUCGGCCGCCAGGCUCCUUGCCGCCCCCUCCCCCUGGGCCCCCUGGGCCUCCUCCUCCUCCUCCUGGCCUCCCCGGCCACCCCCGGGCCCAAGGAGAGUGACUUCUACAACUUCAAGGUGGUCAAUAUCAGGGGCAAGUGGGUGUCCCUGGAGAAGUACCGCGGCUCGGUGUCACUGGUUGUCAACGUGGCCAGUGAGUGUGGCUACACCGACCAGCACUAUCGAGCCUUGCAGCAGCUGCAGCGGGACCUGGGGCCUCACCAUUUCAAUGUGUUGGCCUUUCCUUGCAACCAGUUUGGCCAACAGGAGCCAGACACCAACAAGGAGAUUGAGAACUUUGCCAGGAAAACCUAUGGUGUGUCCUUCCCAAUGUUCAGCAAGAUCGCUGUCCGUGGUGCUGGGGCCAAUGCUGCCUUCAAGUAUCUAACUGAAUCCUCCGGGGAAGAGCCAACUUGGAAUUUCUGGAAGUACCUAGUAGCCCCAAAUGGAAAAGUGGUGGGAGCCUGGGACUCAACUGUGUCGGUGGAAGAGAUUCGGCCCAAGAUCCAUGAGCUUGUGGGGAAACUCAUCGUGGGGAAGAAGGAUGAAUUAUAAUCAUUUCUGACUUUCCCUUUGACCUCACAAUGCCAGAUGUGAAUGCCAAUUUUUCAACAGGUGCCUUGCAGGGAGAGAUUCCUCCUUCCUUCCUUCCUGCCUUGCUACUCAAACCCAGAGAGAAUACUUGAGUUUUCAGUGAUGCAUUUUCUAGGGGGCAGUUGGGUAGCUCAGUGGAUUGAGAGUCAGGCCUAGAGACGAGGUCCUAGAUUCAAAUCCAGCCUC